CUAUUUGGAGAAUUUUCGGCAGAAAUGGGCGCAUUUCAUUGGACGAUUUCAAAUUUUUAUUUCCAAAAAAAAUAAAAAAAAGUUAGGAUACUGUAUACGUCAAAUCGCUUCCGUUAUUUUUCUUCCUGCAACUUUUUUUUUCUCGUAUACACCAUUCAUUUGAACGCAAUGAGUACUCAAAAGAAAGCUAUUGUCUUUUUAGCCGACGGGGCUGAAGAAAUGGAAUUUACUAUUUCAGUGGACGUUCUUCGUCGCGCCAAAAUAAACGUCACUGUUGUUGGUGUCAGUCUGAAGAACGACUACGCUACCUGCAGCAGAGGCGUAAAGAUUAUUCCUGAUGUUAAACUUGAACGAAAUACUUUUAAAGCAGAAGAUUAUGAUGCCCUCAUCGUUCCUGGAGGUGCAGGUGGCGCAAAGACAUUAGCUGAACAUGAGACGAUUCAAAAAUUAGUGAUGGAAUUUUAUGAAAAGAAGAAGAUUAUUGCAUUUGUUUGUGCCGGCACUCUUGUCGCCAAAGCUGCAGGUGUUCCUCAUAAGCAUAAAGUAACUUCGUAUCCCGCAGGCGUUAGAGAACAAUUGGUUAACGUGUACAACUAUUCAGAGGACCGUGUCGUAGUUGACGAGAAUGUCAUCACUAGUCGUGGGCCUGGCACCACAUUCUUAUUUGCAUUAACAAUAGUUGAGAAUUUGAUUGACGUUGAGACUUCGAAUACACUUAGGAAAGAAAUGCUUACUCAUGAAAACUUGUAAUUUACCGAACAGACUGGUUUUCUAGCAGUUACGCGCAUUAAUCGUGCUGCUUUUAUUUACUUCGAUUUAUGACAAUUGCAUUCAUGGCUAACGACUUUUUACAUUCCAGAGAGUGCCUGCCCAGUUCGACAUAAUAAAAGCCUGGAAUUAUAUCAUCAAUAAUCAUGAUUCUGUUAUUUUUUAUUUUUUUUGUAUUUAAUUCACGUACUUUAUUAAAAGUGACUAACAACGGACAAUAAAUUAUAUUUUGAUAAGUGGCAAUAAAA
Molecule: messenger RNA, 1016 nt
Organism: Mycotypha africana
Lineage: Eukaryota; Fungi; Mucoromycota; Mucoromycetes; Mucorales; Mycotyphaceae
Product: DJ-1
Exons: 5
Coding region: 169-750 (193 amino acids)
Biological process (GO): guanine deglycation, glyoxal removal; protein deglycation, glyoxal removal
Cellular component (GO): nucleus; cytosol
Molecular function (GO): protein deglycase activity
Source: RefSeq, a predicted model, not a curated record